AUGUCUUCCACUGCGCAAAACCUUCCGCACGAUAUUCUGCGAGAGCUCUUCGAACAUCUCGCGGCCGUCGACCCGCCGGAUUUCAAAGAUGAGAUGGACAUGUUCUCUCUGGGAUGGAUCCUUGCCACGCACGUCUGUGGACGCUGGCGCGAAGUCGGCCUCAGUGUAGCAACUCUGUGGGCUGACGUCGUUUGUACGUUUCCAAGCGUGCCCAUCGCGGAAGAAUUGGUCACACGCGCGCGGGGUUGUCUGCUGGACAUCGCGGUCGGUCACUUUCCCCCCGAUCUAAAACCCGGCUUUCCUGCUCCACAUCUACCCAUCAGCUGGGGUCUACAAUAUUUGCAGAGAGCACAUACCUUUCGAUGCGACGUCGAGCGAUGGUCGACGUUCAGCGACGACCACCCUACGGCGCGUGCCGCCCUGAUCAGCACACUUCCCCUUCUAAAGCAUCUCCGUCUCGACUGCAAGAUAACUCAAAUUGAUGAUCCACUACCGGUCAUACAGCUUGACUGCCCGGCGCUUUUGACGGCAGAAUUUCGUGAUAUACUGCCGCAUUCUUCCUCCACCGCGAACACCCUGCGUCGCCUCGCAUUAGACUUGGGGCGCGUGCGCCUCGACGACAUAUCACCAAUCCUCGGCGCUUUGCGCGAGAUGCUCUCUUUGGAGGAUCUUAAAUUGGGUCUCGGUUCAUACGACACCUUACCCCUCUCGACGCACGCAGUCGUUCAUCUUGAACGGUUGAGGACCCUCCGCGCCGUCUGCGCCUCCGAGCAGCAGGCAUCUGAUCUGUUUGACUACAUGUCCGCGCCCAAUAUCACUCACACAUCAAUACAUAUCAGUGCAAAGCUGCGCGAUGGGCGGAUCUUUGCCAGAGCAGUUGCACAGAAACAGCAAUCAUUGCUGCUCACCGGGACGAUCUCUAUCACGGAGUCUCGGCUUCAGCUCGAAGGCACCGGACCAGAGCAUGCAGUACUCGAACUUGGUUGGUCGACACGGGCCAUGCUCAGACGUGAUAACGUUACUAUGACCUACGCAUCGGUGCUAUCUGCACUCUCGCGUCAUAUCGACCUGUCGCGCUUCACUGCAUGUGCUUUACAAUGUCCCAAAGGCUCUGGACAGGAUGAGAGCGUCGAUGCGGUGUUGGCCGUGCUCCGAAAGGCAUUCGUGUCGAUCAAGACUCUGACAAUCCACGGCGCACCCACCCCUACUGCUCUCAAAACAUUACUAGGUCGCCCAAGCGGCGAACCGUCUGCGUUGCCCUUCCCGGCAUUAGAUACACUCUGCGUCGGGGGCGCUUACCGCAGUUCGCACAUUUGGCAAAUGCUCGGCUCGAGGGAACCCGCGGUUCAUCAAGAAAGCACUGUACCAUCGUACUGGACAACUUUUCUAGAUGUAUUACUGAGCCGCUUCCGCGGUGGCCACCCCGUGAGAUGCCUUUGUCUCGACGGUGUAUGGUGCGAACACGAGGUAUGGGGGGAUGAAGGGGACAAACGCAGUUGCCUCAAGCUCGGCCUCGUGUCGGAAAUCACAGACAAGCGCGAAUACAUCGUCAAAUGCAGGUCAUGUACACGGGAAUAG
Molecule: messenger RNA, 1578 nt
Organism: Peniophora sp. CBMAI 1063
Lineage: Eukaryota; Fungi; Basidiomycota; Agaricomycetes; Russulales; Peniophoraceae
Source: the annotation of a GenBank genome assembly